AUGUCGUUUCUGUCCAAGAUAUUCCGGCGCGGAGGAGGCUACGGGCCCGGAGCGAUGGCCGAAGCCCAGGACCCUCUGAAGAGCGGUCUCUCGUUUAGCGUCGACUAUGUGGGCUUCGAGAAUAUGGGCAAGGAGCCCACGGAAGUGUUCAAGGAUAGUGAGGUGGUCAUACAGCGACUCCUGGACACCGUGCAUCCGCCGUAUCGUCGUUUGUCGCUCAUCAUCUCCGACACGCAUUUAGUGGUUCUGCAGGCCCCCAAGGGCGCGAAUCGCGAGCUACAGAUGAUCAGCAACAUACCCAUUUAUCGUGUAUUCUACUGUGGCUCGCAUUCUGCCAUUGAGCAUGCGAACUCUGUGUGCAUAGUGGCCUACUCGCGCGAGUCCAAGGGCAUGAAGUGUCUCGUGUUCCUGUGUAACUCGGUCAAGAAAGCACAAGCAUUGGUCAAUGUGGUGGCCAAGGCCUUCCAGAACGCCUACAUGCACUGGCUCGAAGAGAGUAAGAAGAUCAAGAAGGCAAAGAGAGUGGCAGCCAAGGAAGCGGCCAAGAGAGACCAGGACGGAACUGCGGCGGCUGCCGGAGCAUCGGAUGAUGAAGACGCCGCACCUACACCACAGGCCCUUGCGCCACGUAUCGAGGUGGAAGAUGUGAGUGCUAAAGACAAAGUCCUUGCGGACCUUGGCAGCCUGGACAUCUCCGACACCGCUGACCUGGAAUCCGAACGCAAGGAGAUGCACAAAACGUUCAGCAAGCGUGCUAAGCUGACGCGGCCGGACGUCUUGGAUACCGGCAAACUGGACGUCAAGCCAACGGACGUGGACAUUACGUCGGCCCAGUCGUUCUCGGACCCCAUGCAGAGUGAAGGUGCGAGUCAGGGCGAUGGUGAAAGUCAGGGCGAUGGUGCAGGUCAGGCUGAGUCAUAG
Sycon ciliatum is the source of this 921-nucleotide messenger RNA. Its product is annotated as low density lipoprotein receptor adapter protein 1-like. NCBI's taxonomy places the organism in Eukaryota, Metazoa, Porifera, Calcarea, Leucosolenida, Sycettidae. Bases 1 to 921 code for a protein of 306 amino acids. The transcript has a single exon. The record is from RefSeq and is a predicted model, not a curated record.